Molecule: messenger RNA, 1422 nt
Organism: Sitophilus oryzae (rice weevil)
Lineage: Eukaryota; Metazoa; Arthropoda; Insecta; Coleoptera; Curculionidae
Product: serine/threonine-protein phosphatase 2A activator-like
Exons: 7
Coding region: 233-1333 (366 amino acids)
Biological process (GO): mitotic spindle organization
Cellular component (GO): protein phosphatase type 2A complex; nucleus; cytoplasm
Molecular function (GO): peptidyl-prolyl cis-trans isomerase activity; protein tyrosine phosphatase activator activity
Source: RefSeq, a predicted model, not a curated record
UGUCAGAUACAUAUUUAUGUAUUUUGUAUUUAUUACGUGUUUAUUACUACAUAAUUAUUUAUUAGUAUUUAUGCGAAUUGUGAUUACUUUUUGAUAUGUGAUAUUGAUGUUUUCUCUUUGCUCGUUUUCUACUACAUUAAUCUCAGUUUUUAUUUUACCCUAUUCCUAUUUAAUUUCUAAACUUGUACAUCAUAGAAAACGUGAUAGAAAAAUAGAAAUAAUAACUUAAGAUAUGGCUUCCCUUAUAGCUACUCAUUCGAAGAGUGUAAUAACUGUAAAUGAACAUCAUGUGUUCACAACACCUGUGAAAUUAGUAAAAACUGUUGAUGAUAUGCAAAAAUGGGAUAAAUCAGAAGCUUAUUUUGAAUAUUUGGGCUUUAUUUAUGCUAUAAAUGAUGCAAUUCAAGGAAAAAGCAACUCGCAAGGGUCAAUAGCUGCCUCAACAAAUGUAGAACGGAUUGUAGCUCUGCUUGAUACUUUGGAGAAAUGGAUUGAUGAAAUUCCUCCUAUACAACAACCUCAACGAUUUGGUAAUGCUGCUUUUAAAAUGUGGUAUAAUAAACUAAAAGAGGAAGCCAUAGAAUUAUUGCAAAAAGUACUUCCAGUUAACAUUUAUAGAGCAAUUCCUGAAAUUAUGGUGUAUUUAGAAGAAGGUUUUGGUAAUGCUAUUAGAAUUGAUUAUGGUACAGGUCAUGAGAUAUCAUUUGUGAUGUUUCUAUGCUCUUUAUAUAAAAUUGGGUUUUUAGAAGAAAAUGACUUUACUGCAACUGCAACCAAGGUUUUUGUCAAGUAUUUAAAUUUAGUAAGAAAUUUACAACAAACUUAUCGAAUGGAGCCUGCAGGAAGCCAUGGAGUAUGGAGCUUGGAUGAUUAUCAAUUUGUUCCAUUUAUUUGGGGGAGUUCACAAUUAAUAGCUCAUCCAAAACUCGACCCAACCUCGUUUUUGAAACCUGAUAUUGUUGAUAGCUAUUGUAAUGAAUUUUUAUUCAUGAGUUGUAUAAAGUAUAUAAACCAAGUAAAAUCAGGACCAUUUGCUGAACAUUCCAACCAACUUUGGAGCAUUAGUGGAGUCUCAAGCUGGUCAAAAAUAAAUGGUGGACUUAUUAAAAUGUAUAAAGCAGAGGUUCUGUGCAAAUUUCCAUUAGUUCAACAUAUAGUAUUCGGCUCUUUGUUUACACUGAAGCCAGCUCAAAUUGGAGCAAGUAUUCGUAGACCAGGACAAGCUGAGUCUUCUCCGCCAGUAACAACUUUCCAGAAACCUUCAGUUACCACACUUCCCGAGGUCCAAACAUCACGAAGUACAGAAGGGUCGACCGAGAAAGUAAACGAGUAGCUAAUUAUAUACUUUGCAUUUUAUUUAUAAGGUUGUUUAAUUUAUAAUUUGUAACAAUAAAGAAUGUGAUUGAAUAUGUAUACUAAAAG